Messenger RNA from Lolium perenne, 1473 nucleotides. Its product is annotated as RNA-binding protein 2. The record is from RefSeq and is a predicted model, not a curated record. NCBI's taxonomy places the organism in Eukaryota, Viridiplantae, Streptophyta, Magnoliopsida, Poales, Poaceae. Gene Ontology annotation, molecular function: RNA binding.
UCUCUCUCCGAUACUCGCCGUGCCCAAACCGAAACUCUCUCUCUCUCUCUCUCUCGCGUGCUCCCAAACCCUAGCCGCACCAAGACCCCGCCCCGCGCGACCGACCCAGCGGACGAACCCAUGGCCGCGGAGAACUACUGGAGGUACGCCGACGCGCGGCAGCAGCAGCAGGCCAUGGUGGCCGCCGCGGCCGCCGCGGCGGGCAUGGCGCCGGCUGCCACCGUGGCGCAGGCAACCGCCGCCGCCGCGGGCAUGCACCAGCACCAGCACCAGCACCAGCAGUCCGCCUUGGCGCAGCAGCAGCAGCAGCAACAGUCCGCCGCGCCCUCGCUCAAGCGCGCGCGCCCCGACUACGGCGACGGACCUGGAGGACAAGAGAUGGCUGGAUAUUAUCCACGUGAAAAUGCGGGCUACCUACUCAGAGACAAUGAGGCAAUUGGAGCAUCUUAUGACCGCUACUUACGCAAUGGGAUGUCUUCUGUCACGGCCAAUGAACCCAGUAGGGCAGCUGUUGGUGGAUUGGGUGGCGGUGCGAUGGUUGGUGGUGGAAUGGGUGGAUUUCCUAUUGAUGAUCGCCGUAUGAUGGGUGCCAUUGGUAUGGACAGAGGCAUGGGGUUCGGUGGAGCCAGGCCUGAGCCCCCUCUCCCACCAGACGCGUCCAACACUUUAUAUAUUGAAGGCCUGCCUGCAAACUGCACUCGUCGGGAGGUUUCACAUAUAUUCCGCCCUUUUGUAGGUUUUCGUGAAGUGAGGCUUGUCAACAAGGAGUCAAGACAUCCUGGUGGAGAUCCUCAUGUCCUGUGUUUUGUUGAUUUUGAUAGCCCUGCCCAAGCUACAAUUGCACUUGAAGCUUUGCAAGCCGCCAUGUGGUAUGGACAGUUGGCCACCACGUUCUGCAAGUGAGGUGCAACCUGGUUGAAUCCUUUAUGUACCAACUCUUAUGCUAGUCCGUACUAGCAGUGGACUCGAGGGAAGAAGGAAGCCGCAAGACAUGUGGAAUUGUGGAGACCGGAGAACCGCAAAAGAAACAACAGAGCUAAACAUUGCAUAUCUUACUUGAUGCUUGUUACAUCGGUUAGCGGGGCGUGUACCCCUCCGAUGCAACGAUUGUCUCACCAUGCUUCUGACAGUGGCGACCAAAGUUGCUAGAGAGAAAGAAGGCAAUGCAGUGAUGACCUCGCCGCCGACGGGGACGACGUGACUGGCUACAACGUAGCUGACUAGGCAAGGAAUGGACCUCACCAUAAACGUGGACGACACGACAAGCCGCGACAUCGCCUAGGAGGCGAGGAAGAAAACAUUAGGGUUUUAGGGUAGGGUGCAGUGGCUGGCAACUUAAUGUUCGGGUGGUGGUGUUGGGACCUUGCCGGAACCGAAGAAGAAACAUUGCAUGUGAAAUUUAUCAUUUAUUUUCUUAUUUGGAUGUAAUAAGAAAUAUAACAUUAUUAUACUGCAAUAUUAUUAUUUUCUAUA